Molecule: messenger RNA, 708 nt
Organism: Aspergillus uvarum CBS 121591
Lineage: Eukaryota; Fungi; Ascomycota; Eurotiomycetes; Eurotiales; Aspergillaceae
Product: type 1 glutamine amidotransferase domain-containing protein
Exons: 3
Coding region: 1-708 (235 amino acids)
Molecular function (GO): glyoxalase III activity
Source: RefSeq, a predicted model, not a curated record
AUGGCUCCCAAGGUUCUCGUUGUUCUCACCUCUCAGGACCACUUCCCUGCUAACAACCACCCCACUGGUUGGUAUCUGCCCGAGUUCGCUCACCCCUGGGAAGUUCUCCAUGAGAAGGCCGAGCUGGUCAUCGCCUCCCCCAAGGGUGGCAAGGCCCCUCUCGACCCCAGCUCCGUGAAGAUGUUCGAGAACGACCCCUCCUCGACCAAGUUCCUGAAGGAGCAGGAGGCUCUCUGGACCAACACCGUCAAGCUGUCCGAUGUCGCCUCCAAGGUCUCCGAGUUUGAUGCCAUCUUCUACGUGGGUGGCCACGGACCGAUGUACGAUCUGCACAGCGACAAGACGUCCUUGGCUCUGAUCCAGGAGUUCGCUGCUGCCAAGAAGCCCGUCGCUGCCGUCUGCCACGGUCCUGCUGUGCUGGUUAACGCGACCACCCCCUCCGGCGAGCCUCUGCUUGCUGGUGCGGAGGUCACCGGUUUCUCCAACAUCGAGGAGGACCAGGUCGGCCUCAGCCCCAUCAUGCCUUUUAUGCUGGAGACUGAGCUGAACCGCGUCUCCGGCGGCAAGUACGUCAAGGCCGAUGAGCCCUGGGGCGAGAAGGUUGUUACCUCCCAGGUCGCUGGUCUUGGUGGCGUUGUCAUCACCGGCCAGAACCCGGCUAGUGCUACUGGUGUUGGAAAGGCAAUCCUCAGUGCUCUGGGAUUGUAA